This is a messenger RNA of Zymoseptoria tritici IPO323, 2172 nucleotides long. RefSeq lists its product as uncharacterized. The transcript is spliced from 4 exons. NCBI's taxonomy places the organism in Eukaryota, Fungi, Ascomycota, Dothideomycetes, Mycosphaerellales, Mycosphaerellaceae. The coding region runs from base 1 to 2172 and encodes 723 amino acids. The record is from RefSeq and is a predicted model, not a curated record.
AUGAAGGCCGCUGUACUUCUCCCUCUCGCCGUUGGGGCCUUUGCCCAUACUCGUCGCCAAUCAUCCGGCUCCUGCCUGACCAUUGGAAACGGACAGACCUUCGGCAACGGCUACACUGCCGAAUGUGCGACCGACCGUCGUUUCGGAGACCUUUCCAACACCCCCGCCUCCUCCUUUGCGGCUUGUGCUCCCAAAUGCGACGUCCUUGCGGAGUGCAUCGGAUACUCCUUCCACGAAAGUCCUGAUGGCACUGGUGUGUGCUAUUUCAAGAACAGCAAGGAGGCCUCUUCGUCUGCAUCGGACGUUGACGUUGCUUUCAAGGCGGUCGCGGUCACCACUACUACUUCGACAACGGCUGCUACCACCACUACAACAGCCAUUGCCACUACGACCACCACCGGUACCUGUGACGCGAGCGGGGGUUCAUGCAAGAAGAACGAGGACUGCUGCUCCGGUAGCACCUGCGAUGGCUACAUUCCCGCUCUGGUAGGCGAGUCUGACAGCACCCCCGAGGUCCUCGGAAAGUGCUCUUCUCAGAUAACCAGCACCACCACCACCGAUGAGGCUACGACCACUGCCAGCGGAACCACUUCAGCUUCUUCCAGCACCGCAUCAUGUCUGACCGAGGAGAGUGAUUUCUGCGAGGACAGUAGCGAAUGCUGCCCCGGUCUGAUCUGCCAGGAUAAUGGACUUGAGCUUGGCUUCAGUCAAUGCUUCGGCAGCACUACGACGACGGAUUCCGCCACCGCUACGGGUUCAACUACGGUGACGGCUACGGCUUCUACCACAGACCCUGUCUCCGCUACAGACUCUACUAGCAGCACGGAUUCUGCUUCUGCUACCGGAUUGGAUUCUGCUUCUACUUCCGCCACUGACUCUGCUUCCUCUACGGACUCUACUUCUGCCACGAAUCUUGCUUCCGCCACUGGAACAGAUUCAGCUACGAACUCGGCGACUGCUAUGGAGUCCGCAACGAACACGGGCUCUGCUUCCUCAGCGGACUCUGCUUCCUCGACGGACUCUGCCUCCUCGACGGACUCUGCCUCCGCCACGGAUCUUGCUUCUGCCACUGGAACUGAUUCCGCUGCGAACUCGGCGACUGCUACAGACUCCGCAACGAACACAGACUCUAACGCUGGCACGGAGUCCGCAUCCGCUACGGAGUCCGCAUCCGCUACGGAGUCCGCAUCCGCUACGGACUCUGCUUCCUCGACGGACUCUGCUUCCUCGACGGAUUCUGCUUCCUCGACGGACUCUGCCUCGACGGACUCUGCUUCCUCAACGGACUCUGCUUCGUCUACCGACUCUGCCUCUUCGACGAACUCUGCUUCCGCUUUCGAUUCGGCCACCAACCCCGCCACCGAUUCCGCCUCCGCUACGGACCCUACCGCCCCUGUAUAUCCCACCGAUAAGCCAGUAUACACUUCUGGCGAGCCAAUAUACUGCCCCAUCAAGACCACAGAAUACGGGACCACCUACGUGACUCUGUGCCCUCAGACCUCCAGCAAAUACGAGAACGGCCACGCUUACCCCACGACAUACCUCGGAUACUCCACCGUUACUGUGACAAUCUACCCGACCGAGCAGCCUGCGCCAACAUACCCUGUAAAGUCCACUCCAUACAUUACCGAGUACGAGACUUUCAAGCCGGUCACCACCGCGACUGUCAUCAACAACAAGCCUAUGCCGCUUACUUACGCCGUCUACACGACUGUCACUGUUACUGUACCAGCCAAGACUGCAUAUCCGUCGAAGGUUGCAGCUGCUCCUUCCGCGCCGGCUGUUUACACCCACCCAGCAGCACCUGUUGCGACCAAACCCGCGCAGCAGAUCGGUGAUGGUCAGGUCCAAGUCCCAGCUCAACCAGCCCAGGCGAUGCCAGCUCAGCCAGCUCCAGCUUCAGCGCAGCCCGUACAGCAGAUUGGUGACGGCCAAAUCCAAAACCCCGCUGCACCAGCUGCGUCUCCAGCCGCAUCCCCCGCCUCGCCAAUCCAACAAAUCCCUGACGGCCAAAUCCAAGACCCUGCUUCCCCUGCCUCUCCCGCCACUGCUGCUGCUGGAAACGGUAACGGUACCCCCUCUUCUCUGGAGACUUAUACCGGUGCUACGAGCCAGGUACAGGUUGGAUUGGGCGCUUUCAUCGCUGCUGUGGCUGCUGUUUUGGCGUUGUAG